This is a messenger RNA of Fusarium sp. VM40, 1116 nucleotides long. The record is from the annotation of a GenBank genome assembly. NCBI's taxonomy places the organism in Eukaryota, Fungi, Ascomycota, Sordariomycetes, Hypocreales, Nectriaceae.
AUGCUCAUUGACCCUGCAUUCCUGCCUUGGGCAGAAGGAAAAGGCGUCAAGUUAAAGGGCAUUGAACCUCGAAUUCUCCCUGGUCGAGGUAUUGGUAUUAUUGCAACUCGCGACAUCAGAGCAAAUGAGACAAUAUUGAGUGUGCCAACAAAAGCACUCCGUACCAUUGACACUGUCCCAAAGCACAUCUCUGAACCUCUCCACGGCGUCUCAGUUCACGGCAUCUUGGCUGUCGAGAUAGCUUUAGAUGAUAGUGACGACUUUGCUAUAUGGAGAACUGUCCUUCCAACUCGGGAGGAUCUAGAAGGCGGUAUGCCUAUGAUGUGGCCGAGUGAACUCCAAGCUCUUCUCCCCAAACGAGCCAAGGAUCUCUUGGACAACCAAACCACAACAUUCCGGCGCGAGUGCGAGAUUGUCCUCAAAGCAUUUCCGAAACUGACCAGGGAUGAAUAUCUGUACGCUUGGUUACUUGUAAACACAAGAACUUUUUACAACAGUAUGCCUAAGAUGAAGGGCUACGCUCAUGCUGACCGGCUGGUUUGCAUGCCAACAGCCGAUCUUUUUAACCACGCUGAUCAGGGAUGCACACUCGCAUACUCCGCGCUUGGAAACAGCAUCCAAACAGAUCGGGUCUAUCGCCAGGGCGAGGAAGUAUACCUCUCGUAUGGUCCUCACUCAAAUGACUUUCUCCUUACCGAGUACGGUUUCAUUCUGGACACGAAUCGCUGGGACGAGGUGUAUCUAGACGAGGUGAUCCUACCAAAGCUCAACAAGACACAACGCGCGGACCUUAAAAGCAUUAAUUUUCUAGGCCGGUACGUCCUCGAUGACCAGACUCGGGGGUGUCAUCGCACUCAAGUUGCUCUACGCAUGCUAUGCUGUACGCCGAGACAGUGGCAGAGGUUCUUCGAUGCCGAAGAUGACGGACGUUCGUCACAGGCUGAAGUAGAUGACCUAUUGUUGACUGCGUUGAAAGAGUUUUUGGAGAUUGUCGAAAAGACGAGCAGCGAUAUUGAUGAAAUAGAGGGCGGAUCGAGUAGCCAGCGUGAGCUAUUACGGCGGAGGUGGCAGCAGAUUGCGUCUAUGGUGACGAAAACAAUAGAAUUGCUGUCAUAA